Molecule: messenger RNA, 1254 nt
Organism: Cucurbitaria berberidis CBS 394.84
Lineage: Eukaryota; Fungi; Ascomycota; Dothideomycetes; Pleosporales; Cucurbitariaceae
Product: Metallo-dependent hydrolase
Exons: 5
Coding region: 103-1185 (360 amino acids)
Biological process (GO): inosine biosynthetic process; adenosine catabolic process
Molecular function (GO): adenosine deaminase activity
Source: RefSeq, a predicted model, not a curated record
AACGGCGCGGACGUGUCGAACCCUGGUUCCAAUUUCUCCUUGACAAUCUUUGCCAGCGCCACCAAUACCGCUGUUGUUGUUUCUUUGCACGCGUCUCCCGCCAUGGCUACUCCUCGUCCUCGUCCGCCUACAAAGCCAGUUGAUGCUGCCUUUGCCCGCAGUCUCCCUAAGAUUGAGCUUCACGCCCAUCUCACCGGCAGCAUAAGUCGAGACUGUCUCCAUGACAUCUGGAUCACCAAGAAGGCUCGGCAUCCUGAGCUGGACCUCGUAGAUCCACUGAUUGCCAUUCCGCCAGGAAAGGUCGACUAUGACAUCAAAACAUUCUUCCCUCUGUUUUCGUCGUACAUCUACAAGCUUUGCAGCGAUCUACCCAGCAUCGAGUAUUCGACCAAGGCAGUUCUGGAAGAGUUCCAGUCAGAUGGCGUCGUCUAUACUGAACUCCGCACAACUCCAAGGGCGAUGCCUGAGACUGGCGUCACCAAACAAAACUAUGUCGAGACUAUCCUGAAUAUACUGAAGGCGCACAACGACAAUGGAGCAAACACUAUGCGAGCCUUUUUAAUACUGUCAAUCGACCGUCGGAAUAGCGUCGCAGAAGCCGAGGAGGUGGUCGACCUCGCUACCAAGUACCACCCUGCUGGUGUCUGUGGCGUAGACCUCUGUGGCGACCCUGCGAAAGGCGACGUCCGCAUCUUCACGAGUGCAUUUGCACGAGCCAAGGCCGCUGGCCUCAAGAUCACACUGCACUUCGCAGAGAGCGAAGUCUCAGCCACAGACCUAGAGCUGCAGACCCUACUGUCGUGGAAGCCUCACAGACUAGGUCAUGUGAUACACGUCAAAGAAGAAUAUCGGAAUAUCAUCGAGAAAGAAGAUAUUGGGGUAGAGCUGUGCCUAAGCUGCAAUGUCCACGCCAAAAUGAUUACUGGCACUUACUCUGACCACCACUUUGGCAUGUGGCGACAUAGCAAUGUUCCAGUGGCUCUUUCUACCGAUGAUGUUGGCGUCUUUUGCAGUCCUUUGUCGCACGAGUACUAUCUCGCUGCGCAACAUUUUGGGCUCAGCCGCAAUGACAUACGGGCAUUUUGCGAACGAGCUGUAGAUUCAAUCUUCACUGGCACUGUUGAACAAACCCGACUCAAGAGCAUUUAUGUAGAGUGGGCUGGUUGGACAUCCGAAGAACGAUAAUAGUCACUGGAGUCCUUUCCGGAAUAUUUGUAGUGAUACCAUUUGAGGACAAAAUUUAGCCAUCCCACC